Messenger RNA from Cryptomeria japonica (Japanese cedar), 2131 nucleotides. RefSeq lists its product as uncharacterized. Gene Ontology annotation, cellular component: membrane. The transcript has 7 exons. Lineage: Eukaryota; Viridiplantae; Streptophyta; Pinopsida; Cupressales; Cupressaceae. Bases 383 to 1504 code for a protein of 373 amino acids. The record is from RefSeq and is a predicted model, not a curated record. Gene Ontology annotation, molecular function: lipase activity.
AUCAGUCGUCUUGCGUAUCACAAAAAACGCUGAAUGGUUCCCAACAAAUUUGUGAUUGAAAGGUGGAAGUUGCCUGUCCUAAGUCCAAACCUACCCAAAAUUUGCAACGUCAGCAUUAGCCCAGAAAAUCCAUUGAAAGCCCGUGUCCAGGCCAGAAAAUUGAAUUGCGAAGCGGCUAUCCUUGUGGGGAACACAUAAAAACGGAACAGAGGGACCCAUUCCCGUAGAAAACGAGUUUUCCCAGGCUCUGAGCGGCGAUAAAUCCGUCUUCAGGGAAAACGAAAGUAGAUUGGAUUCCUUGUUGGGGUAUUCAAGCGCGUGAGCCGUGCUUAAAUCGCGCGUAAAGCUGCACAUUUCCAGAGAAAGAAGGGCUUUUGCAGCUAUGGCGGGUGUGGAAGUUGAGCUUACCUCCGGGGCGAGUGGCCGCAUAAUUCCCAUUUUCAGAAGCGUGCGCCAGGCGUUGAGGAAUUUGCUGGUUUUUGUGCAGACGGCUUUCCUGUGGAUUGCUCUGCUGUUUCGACACAGGCCUCGGCGGGUAUUUUCGUCCGACACGGUUGUUCAGGCGAAGAGAAAACGCAGGGCGAAUCGGGAGGAGGAGGACGCGCUUGCCAGAAGAGCGCUGGCCCAUGCUUUUGGGCGUGAUGGUUGUGAGGAUGAUUUCUCCGAGCAUUUGUUCGUCAAUUCGCGAAGAAAAGUUCUGUUCACGCGCUCCUGGACCCCUGUUUCAGAGAACAUGAAGGGUCUUCUAGUCCUUUUGCAUGGCCUUAAUGAACACAGUGGAAGAUAUGAACAUUUUGCAAAGCAACUAAUCUCACAUAGAUAUGGAGUUUAUGCAAUGGACUGGAUUGGUCAUGGUGGGAGUGAUGGGUUACAUGGAUAUGUGCCUUCGCUUGACCACGUUGUUGCAGACACGAAAGCUUUUCUUGAAAAAGUCAGAUUAGAGAACCCAGGUGUUCCUUGCUUUUUGUUUGGACAUUCAACAGGUGGAGCAGUUGUUUUGAAGGCUGCUUUGCACCCAGAUGUGGAGGUGAUGCUAGAGGGUGUGAUUUUAACUUCUCCAGCAUUGCGUGUCAGGCCCACACAUCCAAUUUUUGGGGCAUUAGCUCCAGUUUUCUCUCUUCUUUUACCAAAGUUCCAGUUUAGUGGUGCGAAUAAGAGGGGAAUACCAGUGUCUAGGGAUCCUGCAGCACUUGUUGCCAAGUAUUCUGAUCCAUUAGUAUACACUGGACCAAUAAGGAUUCGUACUGGUUCUGAGAUACUCCGCAUCACCUCUUACCUACAGCGCAACUUGAAAAAGAUAACAGUUCCAUUUUUAGUGCUCCAUGGAAUGGCUGAUAGGGUAACAGAUCCAUGUGCAUCUCUAGAGUUGUACAAUCAAGCAGCUUCAAAACAUAAAUCAAUAAAGCUUUAUGAGGGUUUUCUACAUGACUUGCUGUUUGAGCCAGAGCGGGAUGAUGUUGCAGCCGAUAUCAUCAACUGGAUGGAUAGUAAAUUGCAAUGCUAGAUUGCUUGCUGUCAAUAUUUCUGAAGACAUUGGCAAAAAUUGUCCAAUUCUAUGUUGGUGCUGAAUUUAUUUGUAUUCAUCUUGACCUAAUUUUCACUAGGAAUUGUCGUGCAGCAUCGACAUCAUCUUCUGAACUCUUACAAUCUGCUGCUCAGAGAACCUGCUGCUACCUGGGUUCUGUAGUCUGGGCAUGCAUUAGAAUUUCUAAAUUCUUGGAAUGACUACAUAUGUAAUUAAUUAUAGAUUUUGCAUUUAUUACUUUGAUUGAAGGUGUUAGUUUACAAACAAAGACAUGAGGGCCUUCACUUAAAGUCUUAUACAGGGUAUAUAUUUAGAGAGGUAUUUUAGUCUUCUCAUCUCUUACUUCGGCAUAUAUAAAGUUGCCUGGAGGAAAUGUAAGCUUUUUGGGGAUUUCUGAAACUCGAGGGCAAGUUAUGUUGUAAUGGAAUCACAACUGGCUCAUGUUGAGGCAUAGAGACAUCAAAGCAAGCUCAACUGAAUAUUCUCCAGCAUUUGUCAGAGAGAUUGAGGUUUGGGGACAAUAUUUUAGAAAUAUCCCUUAUAAUUCAAGCAUGUUAUGACACAUAGUUCUGAAAUUAUAAACAAUUAUUAGAAGUUUGUCUUUCA